Messenger RNA from Daldinia childiae, 1437 nucleotides. RefSeq lists its product as uncharacterized. Gene Ontology annotation, biological process: secondary metabolite biosynthetic process. NCBI's taxonomy places the organism in Eukaryota, Fungi, Ascomycota, Sordariomycetes, Xylariales, Hypoxylaceae. Gene Ontology annotation, molecular function: acyltransferase activity, transferring groups other than amino-acyl groups. The record is from RefSeq and is a predicted model, not a curated record. The transcript has a single exon. Bases 1 to 1437 code for a protein of 478 amino acids.
AUGCUGGAUAAGGAAGACCAUCUUGGUUGGCAAGAACCACUUUCGGUGUGGAACCAGAACGCACCUCGCGUUUAUAUAUGCGUCGUACUAUGCUUUCCGUGCGAUAAUCAGCGGCGGCACGACGCAGUUCGACAUAUCGAAUCUGCUCUCAAACGUCUAGCGAGAGAACGACCAGUCUUCGCCGGUAGGCUUCGGGCUAAUAGUAAUAGCGGUAGCGUCUCACUUCACCGGUCACCUUUACAAGAUAUUCCUUUCCAAGUGCUCCCCGCGAGCGAAACGAGUCGACAAGAAUACUCACGAAUGAAGGAUGCCGGUUUCCCACCAGGCGCAUUCGUCGGUUCCCGGUUCGGUGUUUCGGGCAUAGUAAGCUCCAACCUUGAUUCGAUACCGGUAUCCAAGGUACAGGCAGAGUUCCCGCCCGGUGGUCUACUACUUUCUAUGUUCUUACAUCACGGGUUGGUGGAUGGGGGCUCGUUGCGCGUCUUCCUGGAAUGCUUUGCCGCUCAGACUCGAAACACUCCAGUUAACUUGCCUUCCGAGCAGACGUUUCCGAUGUUACAUCAUCGCGGCCAGAGAGGCCCAAUUACCAUACAUAACGACAACGGUGCUACAUUCCAGCUUCUACUAAAACGAUGUCCGGAAUACACGAUGCUACGUGACCUUAGCGGCCCAACGCAACCGCGAAUCCUAAAGACUGGGCCGUCUAUGGCAAACAUCGAGAAGAUAGGCAAGAUCUUCGUUUUCAGGAACGAGCGACUGCAGGAACUCCGAGAGCUGAUUCGGUCUCGAAAUGGCGGGGUGGAGUCGCCGUCGGCUUACACAAGCUUGGCUACCCUCGCCUUUGCGCAUAUCACGAAGUCCCGCGUGGCAGCCGAAAAUAACUUACCUGGGGUAGAACCAAGACGGAACGCCAUGCUAUGGAACUCGGUGAACUGGCGAACGAGAGCCUUCAAGGGCGCUACAGAGAACUACUUUGGCAAUGCAGCCCUACCAGUUGUUACGAAGACAUUAAAGACGCAAUUAAUUGCAGCUUGCGACGACGACAGCGAACUUGCUCGUCUUGUCCCGCUCGUGAAAGCAUCUAUCGACGCCGUCGACCAAGAAUACGUCAGCCGGCGCCUCGCGAUGCUAUGCGAAGCGCCCGACCCACGGCUAGUAGGAGUGAAUUAUGACCCACGGAUGCCCGAAGCGCUGGCAUUCAACACAUGGCGACAUUUCGGCGCGGACGUCGAAUGGAACAUACCGGGAGUACCCGUAACCAAGGCGGAUGCAAUUAGGCGGGCUCACGGUUCGUGGAACCUUGGUACAGCUCUGAUACUCCCGGCCAAGGCGGACUCGAUGAAGCAAGAACUCUUUGUGAGCUUACCGGUUGAUUCGAUGAGGCUGCUGUGCGCCGACGUUGGGUGGACGAGGUGGGUUGAUAGGAUCAUAGGUUGA